GGCGAGGGGGUGGGGGAGAGAACUCCCCGGCUCGUACCUCUGCGCCUGGAUUUUAAACGGGAGGAGGAGCGGGUGUGUGAGGGCAGAGGACAGCGAGAGGCUGCCGAAUGCCAGAGAUUCAACAGAGGACAGGAAAAAGGACUCCGCUUUGCCUAACCUAACAGGGAUUUAUUUGGUGAGUGCAGGUUUUACUGAGCCUGUGUCCGCAAAGAUGCCAGAUAAGACACCAGGUGGUACAGAACCUGUCCCCAGGAAUGAAGAUGACUUCCACUUAGCUCUUGAUGUUUUACCAGCUGUGACAGAGGCGAUUGACUCCAAGACGAAAGGGGAAGAUUUGCACAAGGAGAGCAGAGCUUUUCGCUACUGUGAAAAAAAGACCAUGGACCUGUCAGACAGUGACCGUCCUGUCAGCUUUAGCUCCACUUCCUCCUCCUCUUCCUCCAGGGACAGCCACUGCUCCUUUGGAAGCAGAAUGACUUUGGUUUCAAAUAGCCACUUGGGCUUGUUCAACCAGGAUAAAGAAACAGGUGCCAUCAAGCUAGAACUCGUCCCGGCUAGGCGAUUUUCCAACAACAAGCCAUGCAAAGGGUCCUCUGUGGAGCAAGAGGAACCUGAGGAAAAUCUUGAAAAAAGGCUGAGCAUGCCAAGGAAAGCAGAACCAAAAGGAGCAAGUAAAAACUGUUCAAUGUCCCUGGUCACAGAGCCCACCAGUCCAAAGCUCCUCUACGUGGACAGAGUUGUCCAAGAGAUUCUGGAGACAGAGAGGAUGUAUGUGCAAGAUCUAAAAAGCAUUGUGAAGGAUUACCUCGACUGUAUCACUGACCAGACCAAGCUCUCCCUGGGGACAGAAGAGCGAUCAGCCCUGUUUGGAAACAUACGGGAUAUCUACCAUUUCAACAGUGAACUUCUGCAAGAUUUAGAAAACUGCGAAAAUGAUCCUGUGGCUAUAGCAGAGUGUUUCGUUUCCAAGAGUGAAGAUUUCCACAUCUAUACGCAGUACUGCACCAAUUACCCAAGGUCGGUGGCUGUGUUGACAGAGUGCAUGAGGAACAAGAUGCUGGCCAAGUUCUUCAGAGAGCGGCAAGAAGUGCUUCAGCAUUCUCUGCCCUUGGGCUCGUAUCUCUUGAAGCCUGUCCAGCGCAUCCUCAAGUACCACCUGCUUUUGCAUGAAAUAGAAAACCACCUUGACAAGGACACUGAGGGCUAUGAUGUGGUGCUGGAUGCCAUAGAUACAAUGCAGAGAGUAGCAUGGCAUAUAAAUGACAUGAAGAGGAAGCAUGAACAUGCCAUCAGGCUCCAAGAGAUACAGAGUUUGCUCACUAACUGGAAGGGGCCAGACCUCACGAGUUAUGGGGAGCUGGUGUUAGAAGGAACAUUUCGCAUUCAACGAGCCAAAAAUGAGCGCACGUUGUUCCUUUUUGACAAGCUACUGCUAAUUACAAAAAAGAGAGAUGAGAUGUUUGCAUACAAAGCCCACAUACUGUGUGGGAACCUGAUGCUUGUUGAAGUAAUACCAAAGGAACCCCUUAGCUUUAGCGUCUUCCAUUACAAAAAUCCCAAGAUGCAACAUACUGUCCAGGCAAAGUCACAGCAAGACAAGCGCCUCUGGAUUCUUCACUUGAAGAGGUUAAUUCUUGAAAAUCAUCCUGCUAAAAUUCCUGCCAAGGCCAAGCAAGCAAUUCUAGAAAUGGAUGCCAUACAUCACCCAGGCUUCCACUAUAGCCCUGAGGGAGAAAUGAAAUCAUUGUACCAGCCUAAAGAAGGCACUGCUCCUCACAGAGUGGGAAGGAAAUCAGAACCCUCAUCAAGAGUCCAUAAAGUUAUGAAGUCAAAUGAUAUAAAUCCUGAUAUGCAGAAACGGAUCAGUAUUGAAGGAGCCCUAUUGUCUCAAGCCACCAAACUAGGAUCAAAUGAAGCACUACUGAAUUCUAGGAAAAAGGUUCCAUUGGAACCCAGUGAGCUGGAGAGCCAAUUUCAAGAAUCCGUUGAGCCAGCCUACAGCAGUGAUCAGGAAGAAAAUCUUCAGACUUCUGCUACAGAACAGAUUGAUGCUGAUGAUGAAGAAGAGUCUGAACAGGGAGUGCAACAAAACUCACUGCAGAAAUCAAAAGGGGGAAGAAAAAGACUUAAUAGUCAAGCAGCUGAAAAUGUUGAAAAGCGGAGAAGUGUUAAUCUCAGCAAGUGUGAAACGCAGAGCUCCAAGGACCCUUUGGAUGAGGAGUCAAUCCAGUUGAAUACUGAUCUUCCCUUCUCUUGUGCAACUAGACAGCCACAGUCACAUGGACAAUUCAGCACCUCCCAGAGCAACUCACUAAUCAUGAAUAUCCUGGGGGGAGGUACCUCUGUCAGGAAUAUCUGGACUGACCACCAGAUCAGGCAGGCAUUGUUUCCCAGCCGGCGCCCGCCUUACGACAAUGAAGAUGAUGAAGAUGAUUAUCAGAUGUUUGUACCAUCAGUGUCUACAUCCAAUGCUAAUUCAUCUGUGGGUGGAGAAAGGAGGGGUCCUUCUGGGCGUCCAUGCAGCUGGCACUUGGGGACAGGGCAUCAAAGUGAGAGUUCUAGCCCCACUCGUCACAAAAUUGUUAGACGAGCCAGUAGCGCUGGUGAAAGUAACAUGUGUCCAGCCAGUGUAAGGUAUAAAAUAGGGGAGCAUGGUUCUCGAAGGGAAGUGAAGAGAGCAGAGGUAAGCAGUAUGAAUGCAUAUCCUGAAUCUUCAGAAGAGCUGACUGUCGAUGAUAUUGAACAUGUUUAUGAUAAUAUAAGCUAUGAAGACUUAAAGCUGAUGGGUCUGACAAGAAGGGAGGAACCAGACCACGGUCCCCAGAGAUCUGCUAGGGACUCUCUCUACGAGGCUGAAAACAAAAGCACUUUAGAUUCACCCUCUAAAAAGAGGAUAGCAAAUCAAAACAGGGCCUCCAUUUGUGCUAACAGAGAUGAGAUACUACUCAGUAGAGAAGCACCCGCUUCAAGUUUGGACGAGCUCAGGAUCGUUGAAGACAAUAUCUAUGACACCAUAGUGCUUCCAGAAAUGCCGCUACUGAAUUUUAAACGUGACUCCUUAAAAUGCUCUAAAAGGAGUUUUCUGGGUCUGGACAAAGACUUUGCUUGUUGUGACAAUCUACGUCAGUUUGUUUCUGAAGAGAGUCUCCAGUUCAGUGAAGAUGAAAGUCUUUAUCAUCGUGUUCCUGUUGACAAUGACUAUUUGAGCUUAGUCGAUAGCUCCUCCAACUCGGAUUCACUGUCCCAUAAAUCUGCAGCAGAUAAACUCUCAGAAGAAGUAGAUGAGAUUUGGAACGACCUGGAGAACUAUAUCAAGAAGAAUGAGGAAAAGACAAGAGACCGCCUCCUUGCAGCCUUUCCUGUUUGUAAAGAUGAUACACAAGAAAGACUGCAUGUUGGUAGUACACCUGAAUUGAGUAAAGAUGUGGAGUACUCCCUGUCUACCCUUUCUCUACCUGAAACUCCUGUCUUCCCCAAAAACGUGAAGCCCAGGGCUGCCACCAUAAGUGAGGCUAAUCUCAGGCUUGAAGACACUACACUGUGCAAGGAGAACUCUUUUAUGAGUCUGAACAGAUCUUCCUUCUCCACUGAGAUGCCUUUUGUAGAUAGCCCAUUUGAAUCCGCCAACAGUGUUCUGUCUCACGCACAUGCAGAGGGCAUGGAAAAUGACUUGGCUCUUGUGGAUAAAACGAAGAACAGAGUUUUUAUGAUGGCAAGGCAGUACAGUCAAAAAAUUAAGAAGGCUAACCAGCUUUUGAAAGUUAAAAGUUCAGAGCAGGAACAACCAGGUAGCAGACAACAGAAACUAAAACACAAAGAUCUUGCUGCUAUUCUGGAGGAGAAGAAACAAGGGGGUCCUGCUAUUGGUGCCAGAAUAGCUGAAUAUUCCCAGCUUUAUGACCAAAUUGUCUUUAGAGAAAAUUCACCUAAGGUCCAAAAGGAAGCCUGGGCCACUCCUCAGGAGCCAUCAGCUGGGAGAUUUUCCAGUCCUGUGGCUGCAUCUUCUCCCCAUUCUCAGGCUGCCAGCGAAUGCUCAAGAGCAGAUUGGCUUCUGCAUUCUACAUACAGUAACGGUGAGCUGGCUGACUUCUCUCCAUGGCCUGAAUCCCAAGACCCAAAAUCUAAGAGCUUGUAUGCAGAAGCUGGUACUAAAAGCAAUUCAAGGCAGUUGCCAUCAGCUGGUUCGGUACCUUCCCUUCAGAUUUCUAACCGUUUACACGUCCCAGCGCAGAGGUGGAGCGCCAUUAUAAGCCAACCAAACAAAGAAAAUUUACGUCAAGAUCACAUUUACAACUCCCUUGGGAGAAGAGUAAGCAACGUAAAACCCCAGGCAUACAGCAGGUCACAGUCAUCUUCCUCAAUUGUGGUCAACAGGUCUGGAGAAGCAAUUGUGUAUCCUAAUGAAAUGGACAAGAAAAAGCUCCAUUCAAAUAGGAACUUCCGAUUCAACAGCCGUCAAACGCCAGGUAUUGCUUCGGGAUCCAUGGGGCCUGAUACAAGAAAGCAGAUCCCUGAGAACUGUUCAGAUAUGAUUCUGCAGGAUUCCCAGAAGGUCCUGAGAGUGAACAAGGCUUCCCCUCUGACAGCACAGAUGGCCACCCAGAACUACUUUUCGAAUUUCAAAGAUACUGAAGAGGAAGGGGAUGAUGAUGACUAUGUGGAAAUAAAGUCUGAAGAUGAGGGAUCUGACCUGGAGCCUUCUCGGAACCAAACAAAGAAAUCGGAUCCUGAGCUGUGUAACACAGACACAGCUCCUGAAAUGCUCUGCAGCAAAACUGUCUCUUGCACUCCUGCAAAGUUUGCCAGCAGCAAACACACGCUUACCCCUUAUCUGACUGCAUAUAGUGACUCGGAUAAACUGAAUGACUACCUAUGGAGAGUACCGUCUCCUAAUCAGCAGAAUAUUGUUCAGUCUUUAAGAGAAAAGUUUCAGUGUCUCAGUUCAAGUAGCUUUGCUUGAUGCUUUUGGUCAUUUCUAGCUGUACUUCCUUAUUGUGACUGAGUAUAUACUAGGACAAUCAGUACUGCCGUCAUGUAUUUCCAUAAUAUUACACAGUUGGGCAUUUUAUCACAGUAAUAUUGUAAGUAGAUGUGAAAUGUAUCUUUUUUAAAAAUGGCUUAGAAUCCUGGAAGUGAAAAAGGCCACGUGAGCACUGUCUGGUGUGUCGCUCCUAAGUGAAGGUGGACUUCUCGUCUCCUGUUUAACCGUCUUCCCUGUUAGGUGUGAUACCUCUUGAUUCUUACCAUUGAACCAGAUGUCAUGCCAUUUGAUUCUUAAACCAUUUUAUCAUGUGGAAACCUUAGUAUUUGGACUUCUUAGUUGGUAACUAGUGUUCUGCAUCUAAAAUACCCAUGUGACUACUCUGGUUACAUACAGGAGCAUUUAGCUGAGCAGAUGCUCCUGUAACUGCAGAUUUCUGAGCAGGGUUCCAAUAAUUACACCAACAUGCUACAUGUGCAAUUGCACGUAAUUUUUGCACGUUACCUUUUGUCAGACAGAUUCCAAGUGUGUGGGACCAAUACAUUUGCUAUGUUACUUUAGGACAGGCUUUUUAUGUUUUAAAAAAAGUAGUCCUAGUGCUUAUGAGGGGUGCCAGACAGCCCCAUGUCUGAAGCCUCUUCAGCUUUCUGUAACUGUAUAGUAGGCAGAGGAUAGGCAGUGGCGGCUUUCUAUAUGAAUCUCUGGAUGUGAUGUAGUCUUUGCCUGGAGUAGAAGCAGAGCUUGCCUGCUUGUAGACAGGGGCAGACCAAGUUUGGCUUCUCCAGUGGUAGUGUUUUUGACAGGGAAAAUUUCAGUAUCUCUUGUAGCUCAGAGCCCAGCAGUUUAAAGUUGCUGUAUGUGAGUUUAUGAAGUAGCCGUAUUUUAUACGCAGUGGCCUGCAGGGCAUUUGUUUGAGUCCCCAAGUCAAUAACUCCGAAAGAGAAUGAGGCUUGGCCAGAUGCUUGCGUGAAACGUUCAUCAUGGGGGAUGUUUGCCCCACAGGAUUGUUUAGCAAUGCUGCUGAUUGAGUGACAAGCUGCCUUCUCCAUGAAGUGUAUCUCCUAGGGUAGGAAACAACCCUUCCUGGCAGAGAGAGGUAAAAUAUGUAUUUCCUAAACCAGCCAGGGCUGAUGCUAAUCCAAGCCAUGUACAAUAAAAGAGCUUAAAAAGUGAGAAUACAUUCCAUUCCGUUGCAAAUAAUGCAUAGAAUAAAUGCUGCCAUUUGGAACAAGAACAGGCUUUCCAACACUCCCCUUCAUCACCUUUGUGGCACAGCUUUGGAUUCUGUUACUUGAAAACAUUGAUGCUCAAGGAAAGCCUAAAUACGUCUACACUGACCAUCUUGUGUGACUUGUGCUUUUUUGGUGCUUAAAUUCUUCACAUUACAUGGGUAAAGCCAGUACUGAGUUAAACAUAUUGCUAAAUAAAGAAGUUUCAUUGAAAUACUAUUUUUACUAACCAAGCAUCACUCCCGUCAGCAACAGAGCACUGUACUUCUAUUUACUACAUUGGUUACUGUGAGGAAAACCUGAAGUCAUCAGCGUACAGCUAAUUACUUGCAGACCUGAGAUUUAAGGACUUGAAUUUGUUAGAAUGGAUUAAAUUAUUUACCGCACGUAAUUGGCUAGGACUUGUUAUUUUGAGGGCUGGUUGGUCAUGGUGCUUACUAGCUUGUGCCACAGGGAUACUUGUUACAGUCAGCACAUCCACUGUGAUGAGACCCACAUCUAUCUAGUAAAAACCUGACUGCAAAAUCAUGUUGUACAUAUUUAAGAUGCCGAGGUGUAGCAGAGCUCGUAUUUAUUUAAUAUAGCUUGUAAAGUAUUGUAAAUACAAAUAGAAGUUAAAUCUGUGCUUUACCCACACACGUCUAGAUUUGUUUAAAUGGCUAGGGGAAUGCUGUUUAACUCACAUCUCAUGCAAUUGAUGGAGUUGGGAAGGGGCGAGGGGAAAAGCAAACAAAAAAAAAAGGGACUUCUACUAGCGUGUAACUUCUCCCAGGGACCAUUUCAUACUAUUUGUAAUAAAUGUUGAGUAUGCAAAA
This is a messenger RNA of Colius striatus (speckled mousebird), 7025 nucleotides long. RefSeq names its product pleckstrin homology and RhoGEF domain containing G1 (gene PLEKHG1). Bases 212 to 4960 code for a protein of 1582 amino acids. The record is from RefSeq and is a predicted model, not a curated record. Gene Ontology annotation, molecular function: guanyl-nucleotide exchange factor activity. NCBI's taxonomy places the organism in Eukaryota, Metazoa, Chordata, Aves, Coliiformes, Coliidae. The transcript has 20 exons.